This is a messenger RNA of Nanorana parkeri, 708 nucleotides long. Its product is annotated as rho-related GTP-binding protein RhoG-like. The record is from RefSeq and is a predicted model, not a curated record. Gene Ontology annotation, biological process: actin filament organization; cortical cytoskeleton organization; establishment or maintenance of cell polarity. The transcript is spliced from 2 exons. Lineage: Eukaryota; Metazoa; Chordata; Amphibia; Anura; Dicroglossidae. The coding region runs from base 112 to 687 and encodes 191 amino acids. Gene Ontology annotation, molecular function: GTPase activity; protein kinase binding; GTP binding. Gene Ontology annotation, cellular component: cell cortex; cytoplasmic vesicle; cell projection.
UGCAGCGCGGUGGGUGUGUCGGAAGUGGUGAUCGGACCGAUACAGGAAGUGAGCGGAGAGCUGGAAGAGCCGGGAGACGGAGAGCGGCAGGAUUUGUGGACUUCAUGAAGAAUGCAGACCAUUAAGUGUGUAGUUGUUGGCGACGGGGCGGUUGGGAAGACGUGUCUCCUGAUCAGUUACACCACGAAUGCCUUCCCGGAGGAGUACAUCCCCACCGUCUUCGACAAUUACAGCGCCCAGAUGACCGUGGACGGCAGAACGGUGAGCCUGAACUUGUGGGACACGGCGGGGCAGGAGGAGUACGACCGCCUCCGCACUCUGUCCUACCCCCAGACCAACGUCUUCAUCAUCUGCUUCUCCAUCGGCAGCCCGUCCUCCCACGCCAACGUGAGGCACAAGUGGCACCCGGAGGUGUCCCACCACUGCCCCAACGUGCCGGUUUUGCUCGUGGGCACCAAGCGGGAUCUGCGGAACGACACAGAGACCAUAAAGAAGCUGAAGGAGCAAAGCCUCGCCCCUACCACGCCCCAGCAGGGCUCCUCCCUGGCCAAGCAGAUCGGGGCCGUCAAGUACAUGGAGUGCUCGGCCCUGCACCAGGAAGGGGUGCGGGAAGUGUUCGCCGAGGCCGUCCGCGCCGUUCUCAAUCCCGUGGCCAAGAAAUCCCCCAAGAGGUGCGUUCUGUUAUAGUGGCCGGCGCUGACCGACGCA